Molecule: messenger RNA, 1628 nt
Organism: Branchiostoma floridae (Florida lancelet)
Lineage: Eukaryota; Metazoa; Chordata; Leptocardii; Amphioxiformes; Branchiostomatidae
Product: G-protein coupled receptor 54-like
Exons: 7
Coding region: 147-1373 (408 amino acids)
Biological process (GO): neuropeptide signaling pathway
Cellular component (GO): membrane
Molecular function (GO): G protein-coupled peptide receptor activity
Source: RefSeq, a predicted model, not a curated record
GAGGCUGUGCGAGUUCGGCGGAGGCGCUCAGAGCUCCGGUAAACGGGGUGAUGGUGAGGGCGCCAGCUACAGAUGAGUAAGAGACAUGUUCGUGCAAGAAAGCCUCCUGAAGUAGGUGACGGAUACAGAAUCUAACAUACUACUCCAUGGAUAUGGAGUUGCCGACAGUAUCCUCAACUCCAUGGACGUUUGUGCCAAGUACCUCACAGUCCGUUUUCUAUGGCGACUUCAACGCGUCGAUCAGCAGUCAGCAGAACAGUACCGAGCUGGGCUGGGGACAGCUCGGGCCAGAGGCCUACCUGGUCCCGAUGUUCUUCGUCAUCAUCAUGGUGGUCGGACUUGUCGGGAACUACUUGGUCAUCUACAUCAUAGUGAAGAACAAGGAGAUGCACACGGUGACGAACUAUUUCAUCCUGAACUUGGCCGUGACAGAUCUGUCCUUCCUGGUGUUCGUCGUGCCCUUCACCGCCAGCACCUACCCGCUCACCAGCUGGGUCUUUGGACAGUUCAUGUGCAAGUUCGUCAUAUACUAUAGCCAGAUCACGGUGACGGCGACGUGCAUCACGCUGACCGCCAUGUCCGUGGACCGGUACUUCGCCAUCGUCCAUCCCAUCAAGUCUAAGCAGUGGCGAACUCCGCGCAUGGCCAAAGUCGUCAGCGCCUGUGUUUGGCUAGGGUCCAUCGUGGGCUCGCUGCCCAUGGCCAUCUACUCCCGCCUGGAGCCGUACGAGUACUACGGGCCGCAGGAGGAGUACUGCUCCAUGUUCUACCCCAGCAGCACCUGGGAGGCCGGAUACAUGACCUACACCUUUGUCGCCGCAUACAUCCUUCCGGUUGUCAUCAUCACGGUGUGCUACAGUCAGAUGCUGCGGCGUCUCUGGACCCGGAUCGCCCCCGACAGCGGGCUCUCCGACACGGACCGAGUCAUGCCCCGCAGAUGCAACAAGGCGGCCAUGCAGCAGAAGCGGCGCACCACGCGGAUCGUGCUGGUGGUGGUGGUGUGCUUCACGGUGUGCUGGGGGCCGAUCAUGAUCCUCAACCUGGUCAAGAGUUACCAUCCCGCCUUCCCGCUCAACUUCCACAUGGCCUGCGUGAAGAUCUGGGCCCACUGCAUGUCCUACGCCAACUCCUCCGUCAAUCCGUUCGUCUACGCCUUCAUGGGGGGAAACUUUCGCAAGGCCUUCCGCAAGUCGUUCCCGCGCUGCUUCCGACGGGCACGCGUGGCGCCGCAGGCGGAGGAGCCUUACUCCAACAGCGACCACCUCAGCCUGCUGUCCCGCAGGCAGGGCGCCGCCCAACGGCAGGCCCUCCCAAUGCAGCCCAUCAACGAAUGUGGGCAAAACAGCCUAAGCACCAUAAGCCCAGCAAUGUAAAGUGGCAUGUAGCUUCCUUCGCAGACUUUCGGAGCGACGGUGUUUAUUUUUGGGGGGAGCGCUGAUUCGUGAUUUUCAACAUGCGCUAAAAUAAACGUUCUCUUUGCCUUGGAACGAACAAAAGCUCCUUGGAAGGAAGUUGGCCUGGAGAAGGAGUAAUGCCGCUUCGAAAGUCUGCGACUGAUAGAAGAAUGCUAGGCGUUAUGGGCAUCAUGGGCCCGGCUAGUGCUGUCUUGACAUUUCCAAAUGUGACCA